ACUUCUACACGGCUGCUACCGACCCCCACUGCAACUUCUACUACUAAUUAACCUUCAUUUCAUUUUGAUUUCUAGGCGUCCUAUUCUUCAGGUUCCUAAGGCAGGAAAAUGAGCCGCCGUGGAGAGUGGUUAUGUGGGUAUUGCCAACACUGGAACUUCAGAAGCAAAGAAGCCUGCCAUCAGUGUGGCAACCCGAUGUUCAGUGGCGGAAGUGAUAUGUCAUGUGGGACAGAUGUUCUUCCUGGGGAUUGGUACUGCCCUGCCUGUGCAGCUCACAAUUUUGCCAGCAGGACCAACUGCUACAAAUGCCAAACCCCUAACUUGAUGGGCCCUGGAGGCAUCGCAUACGGAAGUGUUCCGCCUGGCUGGAAAACCGGUGACUGGAUCUGCAACAGGGCUGGAUGUGGGUGUCACAAUUAUGCUUGCAGGAUAGAAUGCUACAAGUGCAAAAGCCCAAGGGAGUAGGGUGGUGCCUAAAGGCAAAGAAUUAAGAGAGAGUUCAUGAUGCAACAUCGAUCCUCUCUCCUCACUUUAAGAAUGCCACCUUUGUUUUUCUCUCUCACCUUUGGAAGAUAUAAUAAGCUUAAUUUAGGUUAGUUUUCAUGGGAAAGGCCUUAUUUCGCAGGCAUUUGGCAGUGUAUUUGAGCUAUGGAAGGUUUCUAUCUUUAUUAUGUUGGGCAAAGUGUCCUUCGAGAACUCAUGGAAUCGCUUCUUUUUUUUAUUAAUGAAGAUAUUAUAUAAGUCCUCU
Messenger RNA from Vitis riparia (riverbank grape), 748 nucleotides. RefSeq names its product zinc finger Ran-binding domain-containing protein 2. NCBI's taxonomy places the organism in Eukaryota, Viridiplantae, Streptophyta, Magnoliopsida, Vitales, Vitaceae. Gene Ontology annotation, molecular function: mRNA binding. The transcript is spliced from 4 exons. Gene Ontology annotation, cellular component: cytoplasm. The coding region runs from base 109 to 465 and encodes 118 amino acids. The record is from RefSeq and is a predicted model, not a curated record.